AUGCUCGCGUUCGUCAGCGGCGCGUCCGGGGUGCUGAUGUGGCACCGAAGCGACAACAUGGCGUUUGUGAUAGUGACGGGCGGCGCGGGGCUGGUGCAGGAGGGGGAGGCAGUCGAGUGCAAGAUCAAGGGCGUGCUGCAGGUGGUGGACGAGGCGAAGGGCCCCAUCACCAAAAAGGAUUACGAGAUGAUGCAGGCCCCGGCAGGCGACGGCCUUUUUGGCAGCGUGGUGGACUUCAUGGGCCGCCCCCUCUCCGGCUUCCCGGCCCAAGGCAGCAGCGGCGCCACAAGCACCAGCAGCAGCGGCAGCGGCAGCGGCGGCAGCGACUCAACAGAGCAGUCGCAACAAGCGCAGCAGGACGGGGCGGCGGCGCCGGCGCCCGGGCAGCAGCAGUCGGUUGAGGACGAGGACGGGGCGCCCCCGCGCGGCGGCGGGCCGUUCAUUGGUUUUGACAAGACGCGGCCGCUGGUGAACCAGCAGGUGGCGAUGGCCCACAGGGAGCAGAUCACCGAGAGCCUCUCAACCGCCGGGGGGGGGGACGCGGCCUCGGGGUGA
Messenger RNA from Monoraphidium neglectum, 555 nucleotides. RefSeq names its product F1F0 ATP synthase, alpha subunit. The record is from RefSeq and is a predicted model, not a curated record. Lineage: Eukaryota; Viridiplantae; Chlorophyta; Chlorophyceae; Sphaeropleales; Selenastraceae. The coding region runs from base 1 to 555 and encodes 184 amino acids. The transcript has 5 exons.